AUGGCGAAAGGUAGCAGGGCAAGGCGUAGGUUUACUUCUCGCCAAUGCAGGCACGCACCUUACUCAUCACCAGCUUAUAAUCAAGAUAUCUCCACAGACUUGUGCCCGACGAAAUGCUCCAAAAUUCUGGAUAAGAAAGAAUGGGAAGGUGUAACUUGUUCUGUUUGCAUGGAGUGCCCGCACAAUGCUGUCCUUCUGCUCUGUUCCUCUCAUGAGAAAGGUUGCCAUCCCUACAUGUGUGGAACUAGCUUCCGCUACUCCAACUGCCUUGACCAGUACAAGAAAGCUUACACUAAGACUAUCUCAUCCACCGGUACUGCUGAUAAUCCGAUUUUGGUCUCAGAUUCCACCUGGCCUGUUGAGAAGGGUGAAGCUACCGAGCUUGCUUGCCCACUCUGUAGGGGCCAGGUGAAAGGGUGGACUGUGGUAGAACCUGCACGAGAAUAUUUAAAUACCAAAAAGAGAAGCUGCAUGCAGGAUGACUGCUCAUUUGUCGGAACUUACAAGGAGUUAAGGAAACACAUGAGGACAAAGCACCCCUCAGCACGACCACGUGCAGUUGAUCCCACUCUUGAACAGAAAUGGCGAAGGCUUGAGCGUGAGCGCGAACAUGAUGAUGUAAUCAGCACAAUUCGGUCGACAAUGCCAGGUGCAAUGGUUUUCGGAGAUUAUGUAAUAGAGGGAAGUCAUUAUGGUUUUGAUACAGAUGAAGACGGGGGUCUCGAUGCAGAUGCCACAGAGAGGAAUGGAGGUUUUGAGGUGGGCUUUGAUCGGAAUCUGGUGAAUGUCUUCUUGCUGUUGCAUGCAUUUGGGCCAACAGGGGAUGGCCACAGUAGACGGCUGAGGCAUCCUGAAAGGACCGAUCGUCAAAUGACUGAUGAAGAUUCUGUUAGUAUUCAUCACACUUCUCCUGUUGGAGGGCUGGGUUUGUCCGACGAAGAUGAUGACAAUAACAGCGAUGAUGAUAAUGGUGAUGAUAAUGGCAUGUCACUUGUUAGCCGCCUUCGUCGACAUGGCAGAAUGCUUUUGGGGCGUUCAGGUAGGAGACGUAGGCGUAGAGAAGCCAUUGGAGGUCCGAGAUGA
Dovyalis caffra is the source of this 1083-nucleotide messenger RNA. Lineage: Eukaryota; Viridiplantae; Streptophyta; Magnoliopsida; Malpighiales; Salicaceae. The record is from the annotation of a GenBank genome assembly.